Vitis vinifera (wine grape) is the source of this 2463-nucleotide messenger RNA. Its product is annotated as DNA replication licensing factor MCM7. Gene Ontology annotation, biological process: DNA replication initiation; DNA strand elongation involved in DNA replication; DNA replication. Gene Ontology annotation, molecular function: single-stranded DNA helicase activity; ATP binding; ATP hydrolysis activity. Lineage: Eukaryota; Viridiplantae; Streptophyta; Magnoliopsida; Vitales; Vitaceae. Gene Ontology annotation, cellular component: nucleus; MCM complex. The transcript has 15 exons. Bases 92 to 2248 code for a protein of 718 amino acids. The record is from RefSeq and is a predicted model, not a curated record.
GCCAAAACUCCCCUUUUCUCCAUUGUUUUGCCGCCAGUUCUCAUCAUUUCUCUCGCUCGCUCGCUCGGCUCUUGCUCUAGGAAGGUGAAUCAUGAAGGAUCUCGACUUCGCCGGUGACAAGGCCUUCGCGAAGGAUUUUCUCUCGAAUUUCGCCGAUGCGUUUGGCGAAGCCAAAUACAUAAAAAUCUUUCAAGAAGUCGCCAACCGCAAAAGUCGCGCCAUCCAGAUCGAGCUUGAGGACCUAUUUAAUUACAAAGACGUGGACGAAGACUUUCUUAGGCGGGUCACUGAAAAUACUCGGCGAUAUAUUGGAAUAUUUGCUGACGCUAUUGAUGAGCUCAUGCCGGAGCCCACAGAGGCCUUCCUAGACGAUGAUCAUGAUAUUCUGAUGACACAAAGGUCUGAGGAGGGAACGGAAAAUGUAGAUGGUGCUGAUCCACGGCAGAAGAUGCCUCCGGAGAUUAAACGUUUCUAUGAAGUUUAUAUCAGAGCAUCUUCAAAGGAACGGCCAUUUACAAUCAGGGAGGUGAAAGCAUCAUAUAUUGGCCAGCUUGUCAGGAUAUCUGGCAUUGUUACGCGGUGUUCGGAUGUCAAGCCAUUGAUGCAGGUGGCAGUGUAUACAUGUGAAGAUUGUGGGUUCGAAAUUUACCAGGAAGUAACUGCUCGAGUCUUCAUGCCCCUGUUUGAGUGUCCAUCCACACGCUGCCAGACAAAUAGGACAAAGGGGAACAUCAUCCUUCAACUCAGAGCCUCAAAGUUUUUGAAGUUUCAGGAGGCCAAGAUUCAAGAGUUAGCUGAACAUGUUCCAAAAGGCCAUAUUCCAAGGACAAUGACUGUUCAUCUCAGGGGAGAACUCACGAGAAAGGUUGCUCCUGGUGAUGUUGUUGAAUUAUCAGGGAUUUUUCUUCCCAUUCCUUAUACUGGAUUCAGAGCAAUGCGUGCUGGCUUAGUUGCAGAUACAUACUUAGAGGCCAUGUCUGUAACCCAUUUCAAGAAAAAAUAUGAGGAGUAUGAACUUAGACGAGAUGAGGAAGAACAAAUUGCACGCUUAGCUGAGGAUGGUGAUAUAUAUAAUAAGUUGGCUCGAUCAUUAGCACCUGAAAUUUUUGGACAUGAAGAUGUCAAGAAGGCUCUACUUCUUCUCCUUGUAGGCGCUCCUCACAGGAAGUUGAAAGAUGGAAUGAAGAUAAGAGGAGAUUUACAUAUUUGUUUGAUGGGUGAUCCUGGGGUUGCUAAAAGUCAACUUCUUAAGCAUAUAAUCAAUGUUGCACCUAGGGGAGUGUAUACCACUGGCAGAGGAAGCAGUGGAGUUGGUCUAACUGCUGCUGUUCAGAAGGAUCCUGUAACAAAUGAAAUGGUCCUGGAAGGGGGAGCACUGGUUCUUGCCGAUAUGGGCAUAUGUGCAAUUGAUGAGUUUGACAAGAUGGAAGAUUCAGAUCGCACAGCAAUUCAUGAAGUAAUGGAGCAGCAGACUGUUAGCAUUGCCAAGGCUGGAAUCACUACAUCUCUGAAUGCAAGAACUGCUGUUCUUGCUGCUGCCAAUCCAGCCUGGGGAAGAUAUGACCUAAGGAGAACUCCUGCCGAAAAUAUUAAUCUCCCUCCAGCUCUUCUAUCAAGAUUUGAUCUUUUGUGGUUGAUCCUCGAUCGAGCAGAUAUGGACAGCGAUCUUGAAAUGGCUAGGCAUGUUGUUUAUGUCCACAAGAAUAAAGAAUCACCUGCUCUUGGGUUUACUCCACUUGAGCCAUCUAUUCUUCGGGCUUAUAUUUCAGCUGCCAGAAGAAUUUCUCCCUGUGUUCCAAAGGAGCUAGAGGAGUAUAUUGCUAGUGCGUACUCUGGCAUUCGGCAAGAAGAAGCCAAAUCAAGUAGUCCCCAUUCCUAUACAACUGUGAGAACUCUGCUUAGCAUUCUCCGGAUAUCAGCUGCACUAGCAAGACUUCGAUUUUCAGAAACUGUGGCACAGAGUGAUGUGGAUGAAGCACUUAGGUUAAUGCAAAUGUCAAAAUUCUCUUUGUACUCUGAUGAUCGCCAGAAAUCUGGUCUUGAUGCUAUCUCUGAUAUCUAUUCAAUCUUGCGCGAUGAAGCUGCAAGGAGUAACAGGAUGGACUUGAGCUAUGCCCAUGCACUGAAUUGGAUUUCUAGAAAGGGUUACAGUGAAGCCCAGUUGAAAGAAUGCUUGGAGGAAUAUGCAGCCUUGAAUGUGUGGCAGAUCCAUCCCAACACCUUUGACAUCCGAUUCAUUGAUGCCUGAUGUGUAGCUCUUCCUUUCUGUAAAUUACUGAGCCGCAGCUAUUACCUUUCAGAGAUCAGUGAGUGGGAGGCUUAGCUGUAACUGGGCUCAACAAAUCCAUCAAAUGACCUCUGCAUUACUAACAGCGGUGGCUAGGGUUAUUACUACUGUAUCGUACUGAUAUUUCAAAUACGUGGAAUUUCUCAUCAUUUUUUAAAAAUCAGUUUUAUCUGCUA